Mesorhabditis belari is the source of this 1299-nucleotide messenger RNA. The record is from the annotation of a GenBank genome assembly. Lineage: Eukaryota; Metazoa; Nematoda; Chromadorea; Rhabditida; Rhabditidae.
AUGAAAGAGUUGGACCCAUCAUUGACGCCUGAAUAUCUCGGAGUUGUGAUUGGAGUGGCUCGAAUUGGUCAUGCAAUCACGACAAUCCUCUUCAGUUAUUGGAGACAAAGAGCAAAAACGACAAAACAAGGUCUCCUUUUGGGUCGUCUCGGCGAUGCACUGGCUUUUUCUUUAUAUUGUGCAAUCGAAAUGUUCGGUUCAACGAAACGCUAUGUGUUUCUGAUUGUUUAUUUUAUUGUCUACAGUUUUGGAUUUGGGUCAAGUAUCACACUGCGAACGUAUCUCGUUGACGUUUCUCUGCCCGAGGAUCGAUCUUCCGUUUUCGCGUUGAGAACGCUCGCUGUUGUUGGGGGAAUGCUUUUACCACCAUUGCUUCAAUUGCCAUUCACAAGUCUCGAUUAUCCCGGAAUCGCGAUUGGAACAGAUAUGAUUCGUCUCAACGUUUACUCGGGCCCUUUGUUGAUCACAUUUCUCGCCAAUAUAAUUGCCACUCUCACCGUCAUUUUUCUCCUCUCCGAGCCGGCGAUCACCAAGAAAGCAAUCGAAUUAAAGAAAGCUAAAAGAUUAGAAAAUCUUUCAAGUGUUCCAUUUCUGAAGAGGCUUUCGACUUUCUUCUUCAAACCGAAUUUCUCAUGGCAUCUUAUUAUAGUGAUUUGUGUUGUAAAAGUCGGAAUUUAUGCAGCGCUUUCGACAGUUUCUGUCGUGCACGCUGCUUGGGCACAAAUCGCUUUCGGUUGGUCAUCGGCUGAAACAGUUGUCCAGAUGACAAAGGCGAAGAUCAUUUUGGGAAUCGUUUCCGUGGCAAUCACGCUUUUUCUCUUCAAGUUCAGCAAAAAGGUCGGUGAUCAUUUGGUGCUCUUGAUUUGCUCGAUUUUCAUGCUCGGUUAUUUCUUUAUCACGUAUCCUCUUUCACCGCUCACCGUCUCCACAACUGCGCCAUUUAAUGCUUCCACUCACGGCGGUUGCAACGAAUCCGAAUACAGCUGGUGUGGGGCUCGAGUCGGAAACCCUGAUUUAUGGGUUUAUUCGUCGGUGACCGUGAUUAUAAUCAUUGCUCAAGUUGGAUUGAUUUCCUCGGAUGCAAUCUUUUCGAACUUCUUAGAAAAAAUUGAUCAGAACAUGAUGCAAGGGAUGGUCGUUCUUUUCAGUGACGGUGUCCAAAUGACUGCAUCGAUGUACUCGGCUGAUAUGUUCACUGCUUGGGGCCUUGAGCCAUUAUGGAUUCUCAAUGUCGCUCUCGCAGCUAUCAUUUUGCUCAUCUCAAUCGUUUAUUUCAAAAGAUUCCGAUGGAAAACAGAA